Molecule: messenger RNA, 5764 nt
Organism: Rhineura floridana
Lineage: Eukaryota; Metazoa; Chordata; Lepidosauria; Squamata; Rhineuridae
Gene: FBF1
Product: Fas binding factor 1
Exons: 31
Coding region: 287-3880 (1197 amino acids)
Biological process (GO): establishment of epithelial cell polarity; cilium assembly
Cellular component (GO): centriole; ciliary basal body; ciliary transition fiber
Source: RefSeq, a predicted model, not a curated record
AGAUGCUUUUCGGUUGCUCUGCCGGGAGAAGCUCCCUGGCUUGGAUAGCCCCUGGUCAUCGAGGUGGUUAAGGUGUUGGACUACGACCUGGGAGACCAUGGUUCGAAUCCCCACGCAGCCAUGAAGCUCACUUGGGCCAGUCACUGCCUCUCAGCCCCAGAGAAAGAAAAUGGUGAGGAAAGCUAGUUAUUGUCCACUGCUCUAGCAUCAAUAGAAGAAUAACAUUGACUCAUGUCUGAGUGAAGCACAAGAGAAAGAAACAGAAUAUGCAGUUGAAAGUCAUGAUAUGGUAAGGAAGUCCUCACUAGUCAGUUCAUUCUACAAGAUUGGGGUCACAGUGGAGAAGGCCCUGUCCCAUGUUCCAGCCCACCUAACCAUCCAGAUGGUAGGAACUCCAAGUGUGGCCCUUCAGGAAGAGGCAGCGAAACAAAAGAAAGGACUGAAAAGCUCCAUUGAUGAUGUCCUUGGUGGUCUCCUUGGUGAUGACGAUGACAUUCCCCUUAAAUCCAACAAACCAGCCUCAUUUGGUAGCCAUGGAGGGAGAUCCAGAGGAAUCGCUUCACAGACCAGCAAAAAGAGCCCUCUGGGGGAUGACAUCUUCAGCAAAAUGGCUCUUGAGGAAGAGGCAGAUGCAGAGGAUCCUGAUACCUCAGAUGCAGAUCCAGAAGCUCUUUUGGAGACCUUGAAGGAUAUGGAUGACAUGGAAGCUGAUCUUCUGGGCAUAAAGAAAGCAAGCUCUGGUCCUGUUCAGAAACUGGUGAAGAAUGUGGCAAAAACUCAGCCUUUGACUGAGCUGGCAAAAUCUACUAAGACAGCAACAAUCACUGAGAAAGGAGGCUCAAUAAAUGGAAUAAAUAAGAAUCCCAACUCUACUCCCACCACCUCCAGAAAGCUGAAACAGAAGCUCUCCUUUGAAGAUAUAGACGACCCUUUAGCUGGUCUUUUGUCUGAUGAGGAAGAGGGCACAGCAGAGAAAGCACAUUCCUUUGCCACCAAAAGUACUCCAGAAACUAAUGCUGGAAACUCUAAAGAGAAAGGAACAUAUCUAUAUGCACCUCUUGGCCAUGCUGUUAUUCCUGACCGGAAACAGGAAGUGUUAAUGUUUGAAGGUGACGGAGACGAUCUCAUGGAUGCUAUGGGUUUUGGUGAGAGCUCAGUAAGAGAGCCGAAAUCUGGAAGAAAGGACGGACAGGAGGAGUCUCGUCCUGCCCGAUCCAUGCUAGAUGAAUUGCUUGGACAAGGAACAGCAAAAAAACUCUUAGAGAGACCAAAGACAGGAGAACACAAGGAAUUCAAACUGGACAAGAAAUACCAAAAGCAAGCAGAUAAGGAAGACACUUUGGGAGAUGAGUUCACUUUUGGAGCCUACCAGCCCACUGUAGCCUCGACUCCAGAGGGACGACAGUCCAGACGACUAUCUGUCCGGUUUUCCUCAGAGAAUCUUAGUGAGCAGAAAACAGUACAGAAACCAUCUACUCCUCAAUGUGCCAGCCCCAUUCGCAACAAGACUGGAGCUGAUUGGCUGGGACUGAAAGAUAAUGAUUUUGACUUGCCGCCUUCAUCUCCACUAAAGGAAUCCAAUAAGACCAGCAUAAAAGGAGCCAUGAUGGAUAUGCCACCUGGCCCUUCUGAUGCUGACCCCCCUCCUACUCCUACCACCCAGCUCCCUUCUAGAUCCAAACCAGCCACUAAAGAAGGAGCACUGAAGGCUGAACCCAUCAAGGAUGAUGAUGGGGACAGCUGGCUGAGUAAUGUCUUAUCUCAGAAGAAAUCUCGAGUACAAGAGAAGGAGAAGAGGUCUGGGCCCUCUCUGAUACAGGGAAAAGAAGGGGAUCCCAUUGCUCUUACCAGCCAAUGUGCUACCUAUGUGCAGAGGCAGCAGCAGUCUGUUGCCCCAAUAGAUGGACCUGCCAGACUGGAAGAACCUAGAUCUUCCAUACCUUGGCUAAAAUCUCAGGAACAAACCACUCCUGCUUUUCCAUCCGAUUCCAGGAAAGGGACUCCCUUUGGAGACACCAGUAAGACAGCACCUGCAGUUUUUUUGCAAGGACAUGAUGAAAUCCUUCCGAUUCCUGUGCACUCCCAGCUCUUACACUCAGAGCCCAAUGUGCUGAGCCUACCUAAUAUCAGUGAGUAUGAAAAAAGGCUGACAGGUCUGCAAGAUCAGCUGCGAGAGAGCCUAGCAAGUUACCAGGCGGAGCUACUGAAUGCCCAGACUCACGUCGCUGAGCUGGAAGGUCAAGUGAGGCGGCUGGAGCUGGAGAAGAAUCAGCAGAAAUUAUUGUUGGGAAGUCUGCAACAGCGUCAUCAAGAGGACUUGGAUCUUAUAGAGAAAGCUCACAGGAACCGUGUAAAGGUGAUUGAGGACUCGUAUCACCAGCGUGAGGAGCGUCUCCGGCAAGAGAACCAAGAGUUGGCAAAUCAAUACUUAUCUCGCUGCCAGAGUGCAGAGCAGGCCAAAUCGGAGUUGCUGGCCCAGCACCAGCACCGACUAACGGAGCUGGAGCAGGAGAAGGCCAAGGAAAUUGAUCGACUACAGGAGCUUCAACGGAUGUCCAUCCUGGAAAUGCGCAAAGACCAUGAAGAGCAACUGGAACGUCUGAAACAACUGAAGGCUCAGGAGAUUGAUGCAGUGACUAGUGCCACCUCUUACACCAGGUCUUUGAAUGGUGUCAUAAACCAGAUGGAAAAGUUCUCCAGCAACCUAAAUGAUCUCACCAACAAAGUGGAGGCCACUCACCUCACUACAUCCCAAGAACUUGAGAUUGGGGCUCGGCAACGGGAUGAACAGCUCAGGGUUCUGCAAGACCGUCUCACCCAGCAGCAGAGAGACAUGGAAGAAGAACGAGGCCGGCUCCAAGAGGUCAUCUCUAUAAUGCAGGCCAGGCUGAAUGAGCAGACUCGCUUUAUGGAGCAGGAACGUUGGAAGCUGGCAGCGGAACAAUCCAAAGUGGAAUCCUUGCAGCAUUCACUAGAGGAACAGAGAAGGGUCAUGAUGCAGCAACUGAGUAUGGAGAAGGAAGAGCUAGAGAGGGCAAAGAAUGCUUUGCUUGAUGAGCAGAAGUCAGUCAUGCAGAAAUGUGCUGCAGAGCGCCAGAAACUUGCUGCAGAGUGGUCAGAGCUCCACACCCAACAGAGUCUGAGCAAGCAGCGCACAGAACGGGAGGUGGACCGGGCUCUGCAGAUUGACUCUCAAAGAGAAGGAGCCAUCAUGAGCCUUGCAAAGGAACAAGCAGACCUGAAGAUCAAAGCCAAUGAGUUGAGAUCUAAGGAGGAGCAGCUGGCUAGAGAUCGAGUGAUCCUGGAGCAAGAGAAGCAGGAGCUGAGACUGGAAAAGGAAAAAGUCAGUGCCGCAGCUUUGCACAUCAAACAAAGGACAGAAGAAAUCAACAGUAUAAGCAAGCUAUCCUCCCAGAAAUAUGAAGAGGGGGAGAGAGCCCUCCUAGAGGCAAGGAAGGUAGAGGCGGAGCAUCAGGCAAGGCUACGUCUUGUGCAGCAUCAGAUGGAGCGACAGAAGGAGCAGGAGGAACAUUUGCACCAGGAACGUCUCAGCUUGUCUCAUCAGAGGAGGAAGCUUGAACAACUGCGGGUGGGACUCCCAAGCAACCCACUGGUGUUCCAGACCACACCCCAGGUGCCAUUGUCAGGAGCUCAGGCCAAUGUAAUCUCCAAGACAAACUAUUUCUCUCUUCCUGAUGUACCUAAAGCCAACCCUGGAGCCUCUCGGGGCCUGUCAAAUUUAGGACCAGCAGACCUCUAUGCUAAACUGGUGCUGCAUAAGCUUACAGCUGAACAGGAUCAUGAUUUCUUAGAAGAAGAACAGAUCUUCUUAGAAACCUUGAAGAAAACUUCUUACAAGACUUCAUCCCAGUCAGCAUGAGAGAAUGCUGGAGACAGCCCUUCCUGGAUUGAUGUUUUCUCUUAUUAAAGAUGGAUUUUAUCAUUUUGAUAUUUUUUUAAUGCUUUUGUGAGUAGUGGGAAAUUUAAACAUGUAAAUGCCAACUUUGACAGAAGUUACAUUUGUAAAAUAAUUUUUUUUUAAGUUUCCUGUAAACCCUGCUUUUGUGAGACAGGCAGGGUUCUUUUGCUGAAGCUCUUUGUUGCUAGCUGCCUUUGGAGCUUCGUCUAUUUGGGCAGUGAUGUGCUCCUGAUCAUAUCCUAUCCCUCCACCCCAUUGCCUUCUUACAUUACUUUCAUAGGGGCCUUUCCCAUCACCUGUGGGCCAAAACAGGUCACUAGGGACCUCUCCAGAUGUCCUAUUUAUUGAGCGUUCAUCCUGAUUUGGUUGCACAAAGCUCACACAAAUGUUAGAUUAUACCCAGUCUUUAUUAAGCAUUCAUCCUGAUUUGUUUAUGGGGUGAUUAUAUGACAAUAAGAUUGUUGUAAACAUUUCUAGAAACACAGGAAACUGCCUUAUACUGAGUCAGGCAAAUGGUCCACCAAGCUCAGUAUUGUCUGCACAGACUGGCGUGAGUGAGUAUAAAUUGCUUUGCACACUAAAAAACACAAUAACCCAAAGCCACUAAGUGAUACUGAUAUGAUACUGGCUUGAUUAAGGCUACUCAGUGAGUUUAUGCCUAAAAUGAGAUUUGAAGCAUGGCUCGCAGCUUUAGCUCAGGCUGGGCACAGGGCACGGAUGAGGGCUUCUAUGCAAAAAGAAAAUAGACAGAAAACAUGCAGGAAAAAAUAAGUAACUGGGGGUGCCCACCCCAAAAUCUGCUCUGGACCAGGACAAAUCAUAUACCCCAGGAAAGGGGAGGAUGUCCUCUAUGAGAUGCCACUGCUUCCUGCCUGGCCCAGAGCUUCUGCUCGGCGCAGGGCAUGCAUGCAAGUGUCUACGCAAAACCAAAAUUGACAAUACGAAGGAAGAAGUAAGUAAUUGGGGUGCCCAACCCACAAUCAGCUCUGGGCCAGGACAAAUCAAUACACCCCAGAAAAGGGGAGGGUUUCCUCUAUAACAUACCAGUGUGUCCCACCUGGCCUAGAGCUUCCGCUGGGUGCAGGGCACGAAUAAUGGCAUCUAUGCAAAACCAAAAUGUACAAAAAGAGGCAGAAAAAAAUAAGUAACUGGGAUUGCCCACCCCACAAUCUGCUCUGGGCCAGGACAAGUCAUACAUCCCAGGAAAGGGGAGGGUGUCCUCUAUGAGAUGCCACUCCAUCCUGCCUAGCCCAGAGCUUCUGCUGGGCGCAGGGCAUGGAUGAGGGCAUCUAUGCAAAACCAAAAUAGACAAAAACAUGCAGGAAAAAAUAAGUAACUGGGUAAGUACUUGAACCCCUGAAAGUCUCUCAGUCCCAAAAUUAAGGGCACGCACAAUACUAUUAAGUUCUGUGUCUGUCAAUUAACAUAUGUUCAGAUAUAAGUAUGUUAAUUCUCUCUUCAUACAAUUAAAUGUACACUGGAUUUAUAUUUGCUUUCCUGCCUAACUCUUGGGUAUCAAAAUUCUGGAAUGUAUUCAAGUGUCAAUGACCAAAGAUUAUUAAAAGGGUGUCAGGGUUGCAUGUCGGAACUGUACACGUGUGCUAACUGAACAUUUCAUAACAAGGUGAUUUUUAGUGCCGGGUACUUUAGGUUUGCUCUCAAAGUUGGAGAUACCAAAAUAAAGACUAACAGCAUCUUUUUCUAUUUGUACAUUGUUGUGCAUUAUUUUAAUAUUAAUUUUAAUUUGUAUGUCCCCUUUGGCAUCUUCAACCUGAAGGUUGGCAGGAAAGAAUUGUAAGUCAUAAAGUACACUUUCCUAAUGUCAUUAAUACUAAUCUGUGCUGG